GGAACUUUUCUCCCAUCAUUCUCGGGAUUUACUUCGAAGAGCCAUAGGUCAUUUUUCGGUCUAAGACUUUGGCAACGGGAGAAGAGGGUGCCGGAGCUAGGCACACGGGUUAAGGUAAGGAUGCUGGGAAAUUUGGGGCAAGGGAUUGGGUACCCGUGCUCAGUCACAUGGCGUAGGGGGUCGCUUCGGUUUGGACGGGCAUCGCUCUAGCCAGCGAAAAAGUCCCAGUCUCCAAAGUUCAGGUCUAAUUCUAAUUCCCACGCUAAGAUUCAGGGGCGGGGGUGGAGUCUGAUUUGAUCUUGAGGAGAUCAAUAACUUCCAGACCAUUUUUGCCACCGGCGCCUUGUGUUCGGCUGUGACUUUUCCGACGGGACCUACCAAGGGAUAAACGCUACUCUCAAACCCACAUCAUUGCACGUGCGAACAGACCCUCUCGGGUCCAGACAGGCCCAGGACACUUCCAGCUUCAGAGAUCCUUAACCCAUAAUGACGACAAUGCAAAAAUAUCAAAAUAAGGGUGAGACGUCAUUUGAUUAAAAAUGAAAUGAAAAAUAUCAAAAUAAGGGUGAGACGUCAUUUGAUUAAAAAAAGAGUGAGACGUCAUUUGAUUAAAAAAUAAUAAUAAUGCAAGCUUUCCUUUUCUGUGCAAUUGCACUAAUUAUUGAAGUGGAAAUGUAGCUUUUGUGCAGUGCCACAGUUGAUACUAAGCAUGGUGAGCCUGUUCAAAUGCUCUUGUUCCAUAAUGGAGCAGUAAUGGUUCUUUAUCUGCUCCAACAUGUUUCAUGGAAGCCGCUGAUUCAGGCAAACAGGCAAAAGUAUGCCAUAAAAUUGUGCUAUUAAGAAAUAAUAUUAAGAAAUACCCCAGAGAGUCGCAAGUUUGAGUAUGUCUUGAAGCCGUUUCCUUUGAAUUGCAAUGUUUCAAAGUUUAUGGAAGAUAAUUGUCUGAGGAAGAUGGCCUUGUCAGUGAGGUAUUUUGAGGUUUCUUUGAUGUAAAGUGCUGCUUGCUGUGAAUUGCUGCAGAAAGUAGAUCUCCAUUACUCAAAAUGACCAAGUGGGUGGAGGAGCUCUGCCCUGUGGAUGAAACCGUUGCGACUUUGGGGGCUUUUUAGUUUGGAAAAACUGAGUAAGAAGGGACAAGAUAGAGUUGUAUGAGAUUAUACAUGAUGUGGGGAAAGUGGAUUGAAAGAAGUUUGUCUCCCCCUCUCCUAAUACUGGAACCGGGCUGCAAAACUGAAUGCUGGAAGUUUUGAGACAGGUAAAAGAAGGUACGUUCUUCAUACAGCAUGUAGUCAAAACGAUGGGAUUCAAUCCCACAAGAGGAAGUGAUGGCCACCAAUUUGGAUGGCUUUAAAAGAGGAUUAGACAAAUUCAUGGAGGGAUAAGUAUAUCAGUGGCAGCCAGAUAACACUAGGUAAGUAUGCCUCUGAAUACCUGUUGCUGGAAAUCACCUGUUGCUCCACACAUGUGGUUGACCACCAUGAGAACAGGACUAGAUAGGCACCUGUGUUUCUAUGACUUUGACGGAUGUAAAAUGCAGUGCCAAUUUAAAGCAUGUAUGUUAUUCACAUAUCAUCAUAUUCUUGCAGAUACAUUUGUACGUUGUAUUAAUUGUUCUUAGAAACAUUGAUAGUCUUAAAAACAGUGAUGGAGGACCAUUGGGCUUCCCAAUAUUGCUGAAGGACAACUCCCAUCAGCCCCAGUAAGCAUGGCCAAUGGCCAGGGAUGCUGGGAGUUGUUGUUCAGCAACAACAAAAGUUCCCCACACAUUCUCUAAAAGAAUGUGAAUAUAUAAUAAAGAGAACUGUCAGGCCCAUGUCCCCCCUGCCAUAGAACCAAACGCUGUCAAUUUGGUAGAUUGACAGAGGCUAUUAGGGGUCAGCCCAAACAAAAAUUUCAAAACAAAUAAAUAAAUAAUGGGAAAAAUAUAGAGAAUACCUUAAAAAGGAGUGCCCUCAAAUUAAUACUUGGACUUGUUUCAAUUAACUUCUGCAAAACAAAUUAUGGCCUUUAAGUUAAAAAACAGAAAGAAAAAAGCGGUAAUAAGGAGACAGUUUACAAAAAAUGAAAAGAGAACCAUGUUGAGGAUGAAGGAAGUUAAUUGGAAGAAAAGAAGAACUGAAACAUGGUAUAUAUAUUGUUAAUUAUUUGUUCAAGCUGUCCAUCAACCUGUCCAGUAAAGUUAUUGAGGAAAUGGGGGGGGGGAGAACCAAAUGCUGUUCCAUUUUGCCAGUGUGCUGUUCAGAUGUCGGGGGUGGUAGCGUAUUAAUAUUACAAUAAUAUAUGUAUGUAUUCUGAGAAUACUUGCAUUCAGAACUGACCAACCCCUAAGGAAAAAAGGGGGCGAUGACUAACCAAUAGCAGACAGUCCUUCCCCCACUUAACCACAGAGUUUGUUUUGCUCAGGGUUGCGCUUCCUGUGAGAACUCACAAUGGGAGGAUUUUUUUUAAUAUGGCACUGCUUUUAAAUGAGCAGGUGAUAGUGGUGGCUAGGAUUGCCUUUCCCUUCAGUUUAGGUGGGUAUAUCCACCAUAUGCCCUUCCUUUAAUAGGUCUCAUUGAAUAGCAACAUUGAGUCAUGCCUUAGUGACAGCCAGAUCACACUCUUCAUGGGGCUGUUUUUGAAGAGUUCAGAUGGUCAGUCCUGAAACAAGGACGGUUAGUUUCAGGGUCCAAUUCAGAAUGUCUCCCCCACCCCCCUUUUCAUUGCAAUGUUCCAUUUAUUAAAAAUAUAUGUCUCUUUGAAGAAACACUGCAAAUCAGGCAGCUAGUGUCGUGAUGGUUACUUUCAGCUAUGUCAGGUGUGGGGAACUUUUGGCUCUCCGGAUAUUGCUGAACCAGAACUCCCAUCAGCCCCAGCAAGCAUGGUCAAUAGCCAGGGAUGAUGGGCGUUGUCAUUCAGCAACAUCAUCUAGAGGGCUAAAGGUUCUCCGCGCCCAAGCUAUGUCAUGGAGUGCAGACACCUUUCCUCCAUGGGCCUAGAAGACAAGGCAACAGGCUAUGGGAAAAGAACAGGAGUUUGAACCUACAGAUAAGCUACCUCAGAGACCAUUUCUUUUAUGCAUAGGCCAGUUCUUAAGAAUGUGCUUUGCAGCUCCAGCUGAGCAGAAGUUAGGUGGCAGCCCCUUGUCCAAAUUCCCACCACCAGGAACUCAUGCAUUAUAGAAACUCCCUCAUCUUUGUUCUUUAUGGUCCUGCCUUUACAGCCUCCUGAAGGCCAGCCUCUCUGGAAAUAAGCAAUUGCUCUGGCAGUGUUAGAAACUCAAAUAUAUAAGCAAGGGUCCAAAUGGCUCCUUAAAACCAGGGUUACAGUCGCCAAAACAGAAUGCCUAGUUGUCAAUUGGGGGCCAGACAGCAUGGAAGUUGUAUUUUUCAAUAUGACUUUUUGGUUUCUGAAAUUCAAAUAUAAUGGAUAGAAUUCUACAGGAUGUGUUGCUCGUGGGUGAAAACAGUCAAGAUCCAAGGAUCCCUAGGCAUGCAGCUCCAGAUGGUGGAGACAUCAGACACCAUCCUGGCACCUUCACUUGGUUGCAAGUGGCUGAUAACCAGGAGCAAAAUUCCCCUGGUACCUGGUAAAUUUUGAACGCUGCACUCUGGAUCCAACACCUUUUUGCCUUACAGUUUAUGCUUUGCACAUCUUGCUGGUCUCCUUUGGCCUGGUAUGUUCAGAACCAGUGGUUCAGAGAAGGGGUGCUGCCUCAGGGAUGGGCAUGUUGUAUUUUGCACCUUGUAUUUUAUGUUUGUUUUCACUCUCCAAGUGAUAAUGAGGGUUUACCUCCUUGGUUUUUUCCAGGUGCUGUGCUAAGCCUCCCUGACACAUCAUGGCAGAGCAGAGUCCAUCUCCCUAUGAUGGCAAGAAAACUGGAGCUGCAGGUGCGAGAGCAUACUUCGACUCACCUGGUUAAAAGCAGAGAUUCUGCAAGAAAGGUGGCAGAGGGGUGAGGGGCGAGAAUAUUGCGAAUUGUUGGGGGACAGGAGAAUCUCCACAAACAGGGAGGAAAGUUGAGAGCUGGUAUGAGGAGAGGCACCAGGUACUAGGCAAGCCAAGAACCAAAAUAGAGGGGAUGUUAAAUGCAUAGUUAAUAUAUUUCUUAAACUACAAACAGAAGCCACUGGUGGGGGCUACCAACAACUAUUGGGAUCGCAGUGGUUAUUGAUGGAUAAUAUAGUGCCAUGUUAAAGGUCCUGUUGAACCACUGUUUGAAUUAUACUUCAUGCUAAGUGCGGAAAAGCAAUGCUUCAGCAGCGUCUAUGGGCCCUAGGGUGGAAUCUGUACCAUCCAGAUCUUGUGGCUUUGAAAUUUACAUUAACAAAUGUUGCUGUUUGUCAUCAGAUACAACAGAUUUGGAGUGUCUCGCAGAGGAAGAUGGGGGUUUUCGCAUUGCUUGUUGGGUUGACAAGAAUGUCCGGCAAACUUUCAUUCGCAAGGUAAGUCUGAAGGCACUUUGAGGGAGAGGGAGAAGGCAUAUAUGAUAGGGUCAAGGUGCUCUAGUACACAGUUCAGCAACAGUCACCAUUCAUGUGAAUCUGAUCUUGCUACUGGGCUAUCUUGGCAUCUGUAAAUUGCAACAUGCUUGUUUGCAUUUAUAUAUAUAUGCAGAUGCUCACAUCUUGUUUGUCUUCAUGACCAGGUCUACAGCAUCAUCACCCUUCAGCUGUUGGUGACUGUGGGCAUCGUUGCACUCUUCACUUUUUCGUAAGUUUUCUGGUGCUCUGCUAGAACUCUGGAGGGGUUCUGGGACUCUAAAGGUAGGGGUUAUCAGAAUGAACUGUUAGGAUAUUUCCGUUCCACCUUAAAAGGGAGCAGGCUGUGAGUCACAGAGUCUGCGUAUUUCCUGUUCACAGGAUGUUUAUGUUUUCUGUUGCUUUCGUUUUCUCUCUGUUGUCGCAGACACUAAAUCAGCAGGCAGUCAUGUUUUUCUGUGUUCUGAUCAACGCUGAAUAAACUUGUAAAUAAUGCUCUCCUGAGUGCAACUUUUGGCUGUGCUAAUUGCUGAUAGAGUGUGCAUGAGCUCUAGAAUGUGGCAAGAUAUUUUCUAGAAACUCAUGUCGCUGCGUGCCUACCAGAGGUCGAUGGAUCGUCCGGCAGACGGCUUGGGGCCUUGAUGGACUUUAUCUCCCUGGCAGUAUCCCAACAACAGGUUUCGGGCCCAGAUUCACAGCACUUACAGGAGAGUAAGACUGCGACGGACUGCUGAAAGGUAUGCGGAGGAAAAGCGAAAGUAAGGCUUUUCUGUUUGCCGUGGCAAAGUCUCUUUGAUGUCCGGCAGGCCUAAUUGGAUCUGGGAGCCGCGCCAAAGGCUUCAAGAUUUAUGGCUGCCGAGAUAAGACGUUUUUGAAGGCAUAAAGGCUCACAGCUCAAGUAGAAACCUGGAAUGGAGUUUUUCCAAGCUUCUGAGGCUGCUGAGUGCCCAAAGUUAAAUCGGCACAACUAUCAGACCUGGGCAAAAUGGUGUGAGAGCUUGCUGCGUCAGUUUGGAGUGUGGCAUACUGUGUGUGAGGCCCCUCCAGUUCCUCUGACAGAUAGAUGGAAGGCCGAAAAUUCGAAGGCGAUAGACGUAAUCGUCUUGUCCGUCUCUCUGGAGGAAAUAAAGACGCUUGCUGGCAAUGUGACUGCAUGUAAGAUGUGGCAUGCUUUGAAAGUAGCCCAUCUGCCAAUCAUCCCAGCCCAGAGUUUGACUGCAUCGGAGGUCCUGGCUGUUUCCCAGAAUGCGAGUGAAUGCAGGGAUGCUGAGGGCACCGGUUGCAAGCUGCAGGGGGAGCUGACUGUCACGUCAUCGCGGGCAGCAUUCCAGCCUCCAGGGGGAGCCAAGGAGUCGGCAGCUGAGAGCUCUGUUUCUCAUGGGAACCAAGGUCAUCGCCUUUGCAGAGGCCGGAAGGGCAAAGGUAAACAGAGGCAGACGCCUGCAGAUGGCCAGAAGCAGAGGGAGGGUGAAGAGCCCACGCCAGAGGAAAACAAGGUUUUGUUUGCUGGCAAAGCUUCACCAAAGGCUAAAGGCAAGUCUGAUGGCCAGGAGCAGGGGGGGGCAAGCUGCAAGCCCACGCCAGUGGAAAACAAGGUUUUGUUUGCUGGCACAGCUUCACCAAAGGCUAAAGGCAAGUCUGAUGGCCAGGAGCAGGGGGGCAAGCUGCAAAAACCCACGCCGGUGGAAAACAAGGUUUUGCUUGCUGCAAAGACUGCUCCGAAGGCCAAAGCCAGGUUUGUUGUUGAUUCAGGCUGUACCCGCCAUGUCUCAAAAGACCGCCACCUAUUUAUCUCCUUCAAACCUCAAGAAGGUGAGAUCCACCUGGCUGAUGGAAAGACGUUGCGAAUUGCGGGAGAAGGGACUGUGAAACUGGCAAGUCUGCACACGACCAUCAAAGAUGUACUGUAUGUUCCAGGUGCUGCAGACAAUUUGCUCAGUGUCCCACAGUUUACUGGGCGUGGUUUUGAGAUUUCCUUCAAGAGGAGCAUCUGUGUCAUCAGAAAAGGCAAAGAGGACAUUUUGCAUGCAAAGUUUAUGGAUGGCUUGUUCUGUAUAACUUAUGACGACAAUGGUGCUGUUGUGUCUAAUGUUGAUUCUUGUUGUGUUGCACAAACUAACAAAGUUCUUCAUGCAGGAUGCAUUCACGAUGCACAUCGGAGGUUUUGCCACCUCUCUUGGAAGGCACUGGCCAAGAUGCCAGAGAUGGUUGAGGGUUUGAACAUCAAACCCUGUAAGUUUCACAUGAAAUGUGUAUCUUGUGCAGAGAACAAGGUGAAGGUUGCUCCAAAAGGCAAGGAGUCUAGCAGGCAGGCUUCCAAACCCUACCAGCUAGUGCACGCAGACCUGGUUGGUCCACUUGCGCCCUCUUUGGGUGGAGCAAGGUACUUCAUGGUUCUAAUUGAUUCUUUUUCCAGGUACAUUCAUGUGUUUAUGCUCGAGCAGAAAUCGCAAGCGUUUCCUAAGUUCAAGGCAUUCUGUGCUUGGUUGGAGAAUGUUCACGGUAAACGUAUUGGCUGUCUCUUUACUGUUCGAGGCGGGGAGUUCACUUCUCAGCAGUUUGAAGCUUUCCUGACUGAGAAGGGAAUCCAGCAUGACUUGUCAACGCCUAGAUCGCCAUGGAUGAAUGGGCUUGCGGAGCAAGCAAAUCAAACGUUGCUGCAAGGGAUGAAAACAUUGUUGCAUGAUGCCAAUCUCCUGAUAAGUAUUGGGGGAGGCUCUGUCGAAUUUUGCUUACACUUAUAAUCGCAGAUUGUCAUCACCUAUUGGUUGUACCUCCUAUGAGAAGAUGUUUGGUAAGAAACCCAACAUCAAGCACAUGAGAAUCUUUGGUUCUGACAUGUGGGUACACACCCCACAGAGCAACAAGCUUGGGAAGCGUGGGGCACAUGGUUUGUUCAUGGGGUAUGAAAAAGGUUCAUACAGGGUAUGGAUGACCAACUCUAAGUCCAUUAAGUUCACAAAGAGUGUUGAGUACAAUCCUAAGUGGGGGGGAAAUGUGGGAAUUUUCCAGAGUUACCCAGAGGAGGAUGAAGGUGAUGUCAAAGAAGCAGCUAAAGCUGAGGAAGCUGCUGAGGAUGAUGAUGACGAUGAUGAUCAGAGUUCGGAUUCCAGUUCAGUGGGCGGCGCUGCUGCUGAUGUCGGUGACAGUGAUGACACAGCAGACUACAAGAGCGCAAAGGCCUCAGUCAGACCAUCUGAUGCGUCUGACAAUGAACUGGAAGAACCACUGUUCACCAUUGGUCACUUUUCUCCUAAGAAAGAGGAGAUGAGUCCAGAAGACUUGCGUCUAGUACGCAGAUCUGAAAGAGCCACAAAGGACAGACCUCCAAAGAGAUUUGCUGAUGAGUUUGCUAAGACAGCAACUGCUGUUCUUAGUAGCUCAGAGAAGGUAUGGGAACCUUCAAGCUUCAAAGAGGUUCAGGAGUUAACCUCUAAAGAUGCUGAGCCUUGGCUUAAUGCCAUGAAGGCUGAAGUUGAUUCCUUGAAUAGGAACCAAACUUGGGAGUUGGUACCGGUUGUCCCAGGAAUGAGACUGGUUGGCAGCAAAUGGGUCUUCAAGGCCAAGACAGACCAGAAUGGCAAGGUUGUCAGACACAAAGCCAGAUUGGUUGCCAGAGGUUUUUCACAGGUACCAGGACAGGAUUACCACGAGACCUACUCACCCACCGUCAAAUAUGAGAGCAUUCGGCUGAUCCUCAAGAUAGCUGCGGAGGAGAAACUGCAUGUUUCCCAUCAUGACAUUAAUACAGCUUUUUGUACGGGAUUUUGGAGGAGGAGCUGUUUAUGCUUCCACCUGAUGGGAUGCAGAUACAGAAGGGAAUGGUCUGUAAACUGCGGAAAUCCUUAUAUGGUCUCAAGCAGAGUGCCAGGUGUUGGAACACAAAACUCACUGAGACGUUGCUUUCUCUAGGUUUUCACCAGGGCAAAGCUGAUCCAUGUGUGUUUGUCAAGGAGGAGGGGCAAAACAAACUGUAUUGUUUAUGUUUUGUUGAUGAUCUUCUGAUGUUUUGGAAGAAUCAGGCUUUGUACCAAAGCACCGUAGCUCAGCUGAAGGAGCACUUUGACAUGAAGGAUCUUGGUGAGGUAUCCAACUAUCUCUCUCUGCAGGUGGAGAGGGACCAAGCAGGUAAUUUUCUGGUACACCAAACACAGAAAAUUGCUGAUGUAUUAACCAGGUUGAAUUUGGUUGAUGCAAACCCAGCAGACACACCGAUGGUGACAGGUUACCAGGUAGACAGUACUGCUGAAGCGUUUUCUGACACUACGCUGUACAGGUGCAUUCUAGGCAAGUUGAAUUUCAUUGCUAGAUGCUCAAGACCUGACAUUGCUGUAAGCACUAACCUGCUUAGCAGACAUGCCAACAAUCCUACUGUUCAGGAUUGGAAAGCUCUGAAGCGCAUAGCCCGCUAUCUGAAAGGGACUAUGCACUACAGGCUGAGGUUCACCAGUCAGAAGACUGGAGGUCUUGAAAUCUUUGCAGAUGCAAGUUUUGGAAGUGACACCACGGAUGGUACAAGCACUUCUGGAGUAUGCUACAUGUACAACCACUGUCUGUUUGACUGGCUGUGCAAAAAGCAGACGACAGUGAGCCUAAGUUCCUGUGAAGCAGAACUCAAUGCUCUGUCAUUUUCACUCAUGGAUUGUGAAUGGUUGAUGCAACUGUUUAAGGACAUCAGAGUUUCUGUGAAAUGUCCUGUACAAGUGUAUCAAGACAAUAGAUCGUGUUUGGCUUUGCUGAACUCGGAGAGUUGCAAGCAAAGGACCAAGUACUUGCAGAUUAAGCUACAUCGUGCAAGAGAGUGUAUUCAGAAAGGACUCCUUCAGGUGUCCUACAUGCCAGGAAAUGAAAUUCCUGCUGAUCUGUUGUCUAAGGUUGUUAACAGAGAACAACUUAAGGUUUAUGUACAAAGGUUGCAAUUGGGUUGAACCACAGGUACUACAGGUUACACGGAAAGGGGAGGAUGUUAGGAUAUUUCCGUUCCACCUUAAAAGGGAGCAGGCUGUGAGUCACAGAGUCUGCGUAUUUCCUGUUCACAGGAUGUUUAUGUUUUCUGUUGCUUUCGUUUUCUCUCUGUUGUCGCAGACACUAAAUCAGCAGGCAGUCAUGUUUUUCUGUGUUCUGAUCAACGCUGAAUAAACUUGCAAAUAAUGCUCUCCUGAGUGCAACUUUUGGCUGUGCUAAUUGCUGAUAGAGUGUGCAUGAGCUCUAGAAUGUGGCAAGAUAUUUUCUAGAAACUCAUGUCGCUGCGUGCCUACCAGAGGUCGAUGGAUCGUCCGGCAGACGGCUUGGGGCCUUGAUGGACUUUAUCUCCCUGGCAGUAUCCCAACAUGAACCAGUUCCACCCCACUAUUCUGACAUCUGGUUACUUCUGUUCCCAUUUAGCUGCAUUUGGAAAUUCAGAUUCUAGAUUGUAGAAGAUGAAAUUCUGUACCUGUGCCAUUUCCCUAAAAUCAGGAAAAAAAGUAUUUUAUGUUGAUUUGUUUUUAUUUAUUUUUUAAUCUGUCCUGCAAUUUUAAAGUGGUGAAAUUAUUCAAAUAUCUGCCUCUCUGUCAUUUGGGCUUGCUUUGUGGAACUUUUUUCUAGAUGGGAGGGGAUACUUUAUUUUGUGACCUUGGCUUUUCUCAAAAUCUUUAAUAAAGAGAUAUUUGAAUGGGUUCUUUCCCCCUUUUUCUUUUUGCCCAUUAAAAAAAACAUGCAAAAUUAUGCAAUGAAAGAAUUUCACCAGUGCAUCGUUUCUCCAUUGUUAUAAUUUUGUCUUUUAAAUGGAAAACAUAAAUUUAAAAACCUUGUCCUUUCAAAGUUUCAUCAUUUUCACUACGGAAAAAUGGCAAAAUGCUCCUCCAAAAUCCAGCUGGAUUCUGCCCACAAUGUUCUGAUCCAGAAACUAUUCUGGCAGUACAGAACUGCAAGAACCAGGGCAGGUAUCUCAUCUUGUGCUCUGUUCCUUCUCCACAGACACUCUGUGAGCCAUUAUGUGCAAAGGAAUAUUGCCCUGUACUAUGUAUCUUAGUAAGUAUCACUCCCUUUACAGAUGCAGAACCAAAUUCCGCUCUUGACCUGUUGCCAAGACAGAUUGCUCUACUGGCCAGCUAAGCUGCUUCAUGUCAGAUUCUCUCACCCUGUCUCUCCUGUAACUUCCAUCACUACCAUUUCAUAACAGCACAAUGGCUGUGUUGUGCAGGGGGCCUCUGGGGAAUAAGUUGCACAUGGUAUUCUUUCCUAGAGGAAACCUGCCUUCUUCAUCCAUUGUUUUCCUGAUGAAACGUUGACAUCUGAUUUUACUGGUAAUUUUAAUGCGCUUUUUAUAUUUUAUGUAAAAUGCUGUUGAUGUUUAGAAAGUAUAUAAAUUCUAUUACAGUGGUGCCCCGCAAGACGAAUGCCUCGCAAGACGGAAAAACCGCUAGACGAAAGGGUUUUCCGUUUUGAAGUUGCUUCGCAGGACGAAUUCCCCUAUGGGCUUGCUUCGCAAGACGAAAAUACCUUACGAGUCUUGAGGUUUUUUUGUUCGCUUUUCCCCCCCUUUAUCUAAUCUGCUAAGCCUUUAAUAGCCUUUAAUAGCCUUUUAGCAGCUAAUCCCCUAAGCCUUUAAGCCUUUAAUAGCCGCUAAACCGCUAAUAGCGCUAAUAGCGCUAAUCCGUCAAUGGGCUUGCUUCGCAAGACGAAAAAACCGCUAGACGAAGACUCUCGCGGAACGGAUUAAUUUCGUCUUGCGAGGCACCACUGUAAAUUAAAUAACAAACAUGCAUAGUCAAUUGAUGGGAGGGAUAUUAUUUGUCUAUGGAGGCUAUCUCCCUUCAUGGUUCAAGAAGGGCUUGAGGGACCUCCUACAUUUGGAAAGCUGUUUAUUUAUUAGAAUUGCCAGCUAGUUUUAAAUAAGUCAUCUCUCUCUCUCUUUUUCAUCCCUAGCGCUGUAUUCUUGAUCUGCUACCUUGUGCUGGCCUUGUGUAGAAGCAUCCAGUACGUUUCUGUUGACGACAUUUGUGAUCACACAAAAAACAGAGUAUCAACAUUUGCUGGGACUCAUAGGGAGGGGACAAUGACAGAAGAUGGACUUGUCAAAGGAGUUGGCAUUUUGACAAUGGCUUUGGAUAUAAAUUGCCUUGGUAUCUUACUUGGCCAGCUCUCUGGGUGUAGUGGCUUCACUUCUGUCCAUAGGGCCAGUUCAGAGAGAAAACUACUGGCUGACUCAGUCCCCCGUCAGUUGUGCUGUGGGGUACUACAGGGAACUUGUAUUUUCCCCAAUUUAACAUCUACAUAAAGCUGCUGGGAGUAGCCAUUAGGACAGGGGUCAGCAAACUUUUUCAGCAGUGGGCCGGUCCACUGUCCCUCAGACCUUGUGGGGUGCCAGACUAUAUUUUGGAAAAAAAUAUGAACGAAUUCCUAUGCCCCACAAAUAACCCAGAGGUGCAUUUUAAAUAAAAGGACACAUUCUACUCAUGUAAAAACACGCUGAUUCCCGGACCGUCCGCAGGCCGGAUUUAGAAGGCGAUUGGGCCAGAUCUGGCCCCCAGGCCUUAGUUUGCCUACCCAUGCAUUAGGAGAUUUGAAGUGCAGUGUCAUCAGUAUGUUGGAUUCUCUCAGAAUGGCUCCUUUUCUUGAGGUGAGACCGCCUGCACGUACUCUCUGACUCUCUUGCUGGUGUCUUUCAGGAGGCGCUUCCCAUGGAACAUAAUCCUCAUGACUAUCUUUGUAAGUACAGUUUUUUGUGUGGUUUGCAUUGGAAUGAUGCAAAAUCUCUAUUGGGGGGAGAUGGUGGAAGAAGGGUCUAAGAUGAAGUGUAGGGCAAUGCAUUUGACUCGCCACAAAUUUUCAAGCAAAAUAAAUUGUCCAAAUUGGUUUAGUAUGUAAAAAAUAAAUACUUGCAAUUCUAUCCCCUUUUCAUAUAUUCAGAACACCUUUGUAUAUCAAAUAUUGGGAUCAACUAACUAGCCUUGCUAGUGGAAGUGGGCUUUCCCCCUUUUCUUCUCCCCACACCCCCAAAAUUGACUUUGGUUGUGUGUGAGAGAAGACACAGAAAAGUAUGUAGGGAAAAGUGGGGUGGGUGGGGUGGGUGGGUUGUUCCAUCUGGUGAGGUGAAAAGUUUGUGCUGACUGGAUGAUUGCCAUAGUGCUAGGAAAAGGGCCAGCACAGAGUAGCAGAUAAAGUAUUUCUGUUAUGUAAAUAACAGAAGAAGCCGAAACUAUUUGUCCUGAUGUGUAACUAGGGGGUCAAAGGAUGCUGUAGGUCAGAAGUGGGGAACCUGUGACCCUCCAGAUGUUGUUGAACUCCAACUCCCAUAUGUCCCAGCCAUGAUGGUCAGUGGUCACAGAUUACGGAAUCUGUUAGAUCUGGAAGGCCACAUUUUCACCAUCUCUAGUGCAGAUGGUGCUCUGUUAAUUUUUGUUUUGUUUUCUGAUUUUCCCUAGACCAUGUCCACGGCAUUCAUGACUGGCACAAUCGCAAGGUACUGUGCAAAGUGGUAAAUGGAAGUGAUACAGUAGAGGCCUACACAGUGGGAAGCAGUUUCUGAGCUGGAUUUAGAAAAUGUGUCCAAAUAGGUCAUGUCCCCAGACACUACUGCACAUCCCUUUUCACCCCUCUGCAUGAAACUCAUUUCUAUGGUUGUGGCUGCAAAAAAAUAAAAAUAAAAAAUUGCAUAGCAAAAGUGUGGAAAUAAUUUAACAUCCUGACAGAAUGUGAAAAGUUCAGCAGGUGGAAAGUACAGGAGGUAGUAGUGAGGGAAACAAUAGCCUAUAAUGCAAAAUUAAGUCUGCAAUCCUAAACAAACCUAGAAUUAUGGGUGCUUGGAGUUGAACUGACCAAAGGUCAUCUACUCCAACGUGCAGUCUGCUGCCACAGUGUCCCUGGAAGAUGGCUGUCCAGCCUCUCCUUAAAAAAACAAACACCCCCCCUCUUACUAGAUUCUUUAAUUGCUACUGGGGAAAUUCCAUUGAACAUAGUGGAGCUUAUUUCUGAGUAAACAUCCCUAGGAUUGCACUGUGAGAGAAGCAAACAAUCAAGCGGAUUCUUGAUGAAAUAAACAGUGUUCCUUUUUGGUGAAAAAAUAUGGGCAUGUCUACUGUCACGUUUUUGAUAAAGUAGUUUUGUUUUUUUUAAAAAAAUGAUAUUUAUUAAAAUUUCAGAAACAAAAAAUUACAUAGUUAAAGAGAAAAGAAACAAGAAAAAAAAUUAAAAAGAGAAAAACCAUACAAAAUACAAAAUACAGAGAAAAAAUAAAAAAAAAACACUUAAAAACAAAUUAAUCCUUCCGUAUCUUACAUGAAAUGUAAGAGAAAAAAAAUUGAUAAAGCAGUUUUGGAAGUGGUGGUGUUUUUAGCUAUAAGAGGAUGAUAUUCAACACUGCAGCUCUGCUGGCACAAUGGACUUGGUUGUGUGCCACAGAGCUGCUUCCUCUCCUGUUCCCUCCAGCCACCUGCAUGCCCUCAAAAUCAGCUCUGGCGCAUUGGGGGAUCCUAUGGAGCACAUUUGUAGGUGCACAGGGUGAGGAGAGGAAGCAGAAGGGUCCUAGCUCAAUGAUAGAGCACCUGUUCUGCAUGCAGAUGCUCCCAGCUUCAAUUCUUAGGGUUGAGAGAAACCUGCUGCAACCUUUGAGAGCUGCUGCCAGUCAGGGUAGGCCUAACUGAGCUGGAGGAACUGAAAGGUUGACUUGGUAUAAUGCAGCUUCCUAUUUUCCUAUGUUUGCACCAGCUAAAUCAUGUGGCUGGAACAUUGGAUGUUGUUGUUUAGUCGUUUAGUCGUGUCCGACUCUUCGUGACCCCAUGGACCAGAGCACGCCAGGCACUCCUGUCUUCCACUGCCUCCCACAGUUUGGUCAAACUCAUGCUGGUAGCUUCAAGAACACCAUCCAACCAUCGCAUCCUCUGUCGUCUCCUUCUCCUUGUGCCCUCCAUCUUUCCCAACAUCAGGGUCUUUCCCAGGGAGUCUUCUCUUCUCAUGAGGUGGCCAAAGUAUUGGAGCCUCAGCUUCAUGAUCUGUCCUUCAGUGAGCACUCAGGGCUGAUUUCCUUCAGAAUGGAUAGGUUUGAUCUUCUUGCAGUCCAUGGGACUCUCAAGAGUCUCCUCCAGCACCAUAAUUCAAAAGCAUCAAUUCUUCGGCGAUCAGCCUUCUUUAUGGUCCAGCUCUCACUUCCAUACAUCACUACUGGGAAAACCAUAGCUUUUACUAUACGGACCUUUGUUGGCAAGGUGAUGUCUCUACUUUUUAAGAUGCUGUCUAGGUUUGUCAUUGCUUUUCUCCCAAGAAGCAGGCGUCUUUUAAUUUCGUGACUGCUGUCACCAUCUGCAGUGAUCAUGGAGCCCAAGAAAGUAAAAUCUCUCCACUGCCUCCAUUUCUUCCCCUUCUAUUUGCCAGGAGGUGAUGGGACCAGUGGCCAUGAUCUUCGUUUUUUUGAUGUUGAGCUUCAGACCAUAUUUUGUGCUUUCCUCUUUCACCCUCAAUAAAGGAUUCUUUAAUUCCUCCUCACUUUCUGCCAUCAAGGUUGUGUCAUCUGCAUAUCUGAGUUUGUUGAUAUUUCUUCCAGCAAUCUUAAUUCCUGCUUGGGAUUCAUCCAGCCCAGCCUUUCGCGUGAUGAAUUCUGCAUAUAAGUUAAAUAAGCAGCCUCAAGUUUGAAAAGUACCGUACAUUGUGCCUAAUUUUGUUGUUGUUGGUGCUCUCACAUUAUAAUAAAAUUAUUUUAACAACAAAAAUGUAUGAUUUAUUUUUUUACCUUUUUGUUACCAGCGUGUAUGAGACCAAGACUGUAGUCAUUGCCAUGAUCAUCACAGCAGUUGUAACCAUCACUGUCACUGUUUUCUCCUUUCAGACAAAGGUGAGAAAGCCUGUUUUCCAGUACAGUUAGCAGGCUUAGGAAGGGUGAUUGCCCUGUGGUGGAAAUGGUGACUUAGCUAAACAUGUUUGGAUCCCACCCUUACAAUACAAGGCCCUUGCCAUAAACAAGAAAUUCCUUGCCAUGGUGUUAUGUACACCUGGCCUGUCAUUACAACAUGCAGUCCUCCAUUUCAUGAGUUAGGCUAGACAGCCACCCUUCUCUUUUGUACGCUCCCAUGAGGUGAUUGGGGGGGGAUGGGACGGGGACACCAUAGAUGUAAUAAUGCAGGCUAAUGGCUGCAAUUGUGACUACCCCUCCAUUUAAAAAUGGUAUAUGCAGGUAGAAAACUGGUUCCAUCCUGGCAAGCUCUAAACUAGAGGCCUUCCUUUUCCUCACACACUGAAUUUCCAUGGAUAGGAACAUGGAAACACUCAAUACAAAGUACUUUUCUCCCAGGGUGCUUAUGCAGUUCUUGCUUUUUGCCGUAAACUUUCACAUCAGCUGUAUAUUGUAGACCCUCUUUGUGUGUAGUUUCAGAACUACACAGGCAAUAUUUUAUCUCAUUAAAAUAAAUUGAUUUUAAAAACCUGGUUACAUGGUUUGGUGGGGACAGAAAGGGAUGGAGGAGAGAGUGUUGUUGUUCUCAGUUCCUUCUUUUGGGCUUCCCAUAGGCAUCUGGUUGGCCACUGUGAGAAGAGGAUGCUGGACUUCUUAUGUUCUUAAGUUCCUCUUCUUAUGUUCUUAAGUCCCCCCCCCCCCAAGGCAUCUGAGAGCAAAUUAGUAGGCUUCUGCCACCUGUAUGUCACACACUAAAAUCAGAAAUGAAUUACUUUCUCUUGCUUUCCUGUCUGUUGUGCUAAAAAAGGAGCCCCCAUAGUUCCUCUGUAUACUGAUUUGAGAGGAACUCCAUCAUACCUAGUGGGGCUUCUGAACAGACCUGCAGAAGAUUGGGGAUUCUAAUCUGAGGUAGCCAUGGCGAAAGUGGAAAGUGGACAGUUUUUAUGUCAGGUUAGUUAAUCCAGGACACUGUUGUCUUUGGCUCUGCCCACCUGUUGCCCUCAGUACAAAAAAUGGUUGCCCACCCCUGACGGAGGACUUCAUAACUGAAUACAUUUGGGCAGUAAUACUUCCAGAGGUAAUAAGGUAUUUUUGUCACUUCCUCCGUUGACAGGUGGAUCUCACAACCUGGCGUGGUUUCUUCUGUAUCAUGGCCAUUGUCUUCAUGGUGACUGGCAUUGCCACUGCCAUUGUCCUGAGCUGCAAAUACGUAAGUGGCUGGGGAACUUGCUAGCCUAUGGGAUCAGCAGUACCACAAAGCUUCCAGUGGCAAAGCAAUCCCAGUUGAUGUGUGUGUGUUCGGUGGGGGCUGCUGCAUUGUUUCAGGAGGCUUUGAGCAAUGGCUGCCCUUGCCCAACCUCUCACUUUCCUGAAAGAGUUCAUUCCCUUCCUUUGGACCAAGGCCUGUUUAGAAGUUCAGCUUUAUUCCCUUGGCCUGCUGCCUUAAGCAUCCCUUCAGUACACAAUAUGUUCUCCAGGGGAAUAGUUUUGUUUUUAAAAUGUACAUCUAUUUCUGUUAAGUCGCCUUGGAUCAUUUUGAGAAACAGCGACUCAUAAACAUGAAUAAAUAAAUAAAUACAUAUCAGCAGGUCUCUCGCUAGAUGACUACUUAACCUUUUUCAUGCAGAGAUGUAGAAACUCAUUAGUUGACGCUCUUUUUCUCUUCUUGCAGAUGUACUGGCUCGACUUGCUUUAUGCAGCCAUUUCUGCUGUAGUCUUCACCCUGGUUAGUAGAGAUUUACUGUUGAUUGCAUGAAUAGAGGUACCCCUUUUUCUGAGACAAUAUACAUGCAGCAUUUUGAAUAUUCUAGGUGUGCUGUGUUAAUUCUGAUUCUGAUAGGCAACAACUCAAGAGUUUCCUGUUUUGUCACCACCUCUUUGAGGCGGAGACCCUGCAAGAAUCUUCUGGCUGUCCCAGACUAGCAGUGUAACAGGCAAAUGAAGCCAGAGGGGCACAAAAACAAGGAAAGGCUUUGGAGAGUGGAUUUUGUCUAGCAUCUUCAGAUUUCUAGCAAAAUUUAUGUAUUGCUUACGUUUCUACCUUGCUCCUCAGCCAAAAGACAAGUACGGCUGACAGUACUACUGUAUGCAAUGUAGCAUCAUAGCAAAUAGAUGUGUGCUAAAUCCAAUGGCAGCUGCAUUGAGGAGGUGGGUACCAAUUUUGUGGGAAGAUGCUGGAACAUUAAGAUCCUUGGCUUUGUAGCUUUCACUAUGUUUGCAGACACCAAUGAAUCAGGAAUGCUUAACUGCAGCUGCAAAUUACUUUGAAUUGGUUUGGGCCUGUCAGUAUUUUCAUCCCUCUCAUUGCAAAGAUCACCAGAUCAUGUUUGUUUUACUUUCUGUCUCAGAAAAAGGAGGGGGCGGAAACCACUCUUCCAGACUUCUGUCCCUAGCUCUGUGCUGGUUUUUCUUUGUUCUGUCUAAAGACUAGGUGGCAGUAUGAGAGAGCUGACUCUCUCGUGCAUGUCCAUUAUGUUCUUUUGUUUUGUUUAACCAGUAGUAAUGAAGGUAGGUAUGCAACAAAACCUCCACUGUUUCGCUUCAAUUACUCUUCUGCAUUUGAGGUGCUCACAACAGCAAAUGUGAGUCCACUGCACCAGGACCUGUUUAGGAGGAAUGCUGUGCUCUGCUGUUCCUGCGUUCCUGUGAUCAGAGGGUUGGUGAAGGUGCUCCCGACACCCAGCCCAUGCAGCUGCAUAAGACGUGGGCUUUAAAGAGUGUACAGACAGGGCCUUGCUAUAUUGCAAUAGGCUUAAGAAAAGUUUACAGAUGACUAAGUGGGAAACUCUGGACCAAACUAGACACAGCAGUUUUCAUUUAGUUUGGUCCCACAUAGCUGCCCCCCCGCACCUUAAUCAAUAGCUGGUGUGGGGAGGGGGAAAUCAGAGGGACCAUGGCAGCCCCAGCCCAAUGCAUUUUGGCGCCUGAGGCAAACCACAAAAUGGUUCCCUAGCCAGGGAAGAAGCAGUGAGUGGAGAUUUACAUCAGGAACAGGUGGGGAGCAGGAAAUCAAAUCAACAUUACCCAAUGGUUGAGGUGGGAAUCAAAGGCUAUUGAUGGGGAAAGAAGGAAGCUUUAAAGAUAAACCAUUUAUUGAUAGAUGUGGCUAAAUGCUGCUUUGUGAUUUGUUACAGUUCCUUGCUUACGAUACUCAGCUGCUGCUGGGGAACAGGAAAUACGCCAUCAGUCCCGAGGAUUACAUUUAUGGAGCCAUCCAGAUCUACGUAGAUGUCAUCUACAUCUUCCUCUCCUUCACACGGCUUGUGGGCAGGAAUUAGGGACUGUGGGACCUGUACUUAGGGCCAAGACUUUGUCUCAGCAUUUGGGCGAAAAGGUUCUUCACCUUUUCCCUCUUCACCAGCACACGAGUCUGUUUUUGCAAAGAUCCUAUACUGAUGGUACACAAAGUUGAUGCAUAACCACUCCGCCACUAAGGCAUUUUUGUGUGGACAUUAAAAUUUUGCAUGAAAUUUGACUGCAUGAAAAUGCUCGAUUGCAGAGAGUUAGUUGCGCUUAGGUCCUGUUGAAAUCCAUGAGAUGUGUUGUAGCCACAGUUGAUUUAAACCCUUCUGGUUUCAGUGUCAUGGGCACAAAUUGAUUUCCUGGAUUGGAGCCUGUAAUUUUUACAUUUUUCUGCAACAUAUGCAGGCAAGAAAUAUAGACCUUGCAGUGAAGUUCCGCUCUCUUAGCUGUAACUGCAAAUAUAUAUAUUUAAAAUAAGUCAACUGUUCAUUCUUGUUACAUAUUAGAGAUUACAGCAACUGCCUUAAUACAGAAGGCCAGUGUGACGUAGUAGGCCAGUGAUGGGGAACCUUUUAGAGACCGAGUGCCCAAACUGCAACCCAAAACCCACUUAUUUAUCGCAAAGUGCCAACACGGCAAUUUAACCUGUGUAUGCAAUUUUUCCGUGUGUUUCUUCUUCAUGACUGCUGUUGUAAUAAAUAAUCUUUCAUAAAAG
Podarcis lilfordi (Lilford's wall lizard) is the source of this 19285-nucleotide messenger RNA. The record is from the annotation of a GenBank genome assembly. Lineage: Eukaryota; Metazoa; Chordata; Lepidosauria; Squamata; Lacertidae.